Macrosiphum euphorbiae (potato aphid) is the source of this 432-nucleotide messenger RNA. The record is from the annotation of a GenBank genome assembly. Lineage: Eukaryota; Metazoa; Arthropoda; Insecta; Hemiptera; Aphididae.
AUGGAAAAUGCAGUUGUUAUGGAAAAUAGUAUAUCUGGGUCGGAACUCGAUGACGACAUAAUGCGUGUAGGAUCCGACACUGAAACUGAACUUAGAAAUUACAAAAGGUUACCAUUAGGAGUACAAUCGUUUACAGAUUUGAAAUUUAAUGACUGGAUUGUCGGCGAUUUUACGAAUUCUGAAGAAUCCAAACAGUGUUCAUCCAAAAACACACUUUUUAUUGGUAAUAUUAUGAAUGUGAAAGAGGAAAAAGUAUAUGCAACAUUUUUAAAAUAUUGUCCAACAAAAGUUGAUUCAGGCAAAAUUUUUAUGUAUCCUGAACCUGUUGAUUUGUGUUGGUUAGAAAAAAAGAAUGUUCUGGGAGUUGUAAAGCCGCCAAUAGUUCUAAGAAGAGGCCAAUUAAAAUUUAAUGUAGACUUUAAUGCAUGGUAA